Molecule: messenger RNA, 652 nt
Organism: Chenopodium quinoa (quinoa)
Lineage: Eukaryota; Viridiplantae; Streptophyta; Magnoliopsida; Caryophyllales; Amaranthaceae
Exons: 2
Coding region: 241-579 (112 amino acids)
Source: RefSeq, a predicted model, not a curated record
UUAAAACAUAGGUUGAAAUAAUUUAGAACAUGGGCUGAAAAUAAACUCAAUCAAACCUUAUCAUGUUUCUGUUUCAUUUGUCUUUUAAAUUUCUAGUUUACUCAUUCUAUUUUGGGUUUUUCACUCUCUAGCAUGUUCUAAACUAUUUUUCAGCAUAUUCUAAAUUAUUCCUAUGUUCAAAAAUAUAAUAAUAAUGUUGGAAUGUUACUAAUGUUUUUGAUUUCUUAAUGUUGCAGUAAAAUGCAAGGCCAAAAUGAAGAAAAAUCAGAAGAAGGAGUUACUAAUAUACAAGAAGAAGAAAUUACUUAUGUAAGAAAAAGGAAAGUUGAAAACGUUGAAGCGGAAGUAAUUGAUAGAUCGGAAUUUGAGAAGCAUAUUGAAAGUAAAAGUGUUGCUAUAAGACAUAGAAAACUUCCAACAAGGCUUCAACCACCUCGAAAAUUGCAAAAAAGGAAGGAAGAGAAAAAGAUCAAGAAGAAGGAAAAGAUCAAAAAGAAGAAGAGGGUAAUAAUGUUGAGGAUGAUGACAAGAAUAAUGAUAGUAAAGAUGAUGGUGAGGAUGAUAAUAAGGGUGAUGUAAAGAUGAAAGAGAAAGAUGAAAAAGAGGAGAUGGAAGAUGAUAGUGAGGAGGAACAAAAAAUCAAUAAAAAAAA